AUGGCUUCUUCUUCCUAUUGUUUUGCCUUCGUUUCUGUAGCACUUCUGUUACAACUUGUCUUAGGCUCUGCUUUGGCCUCAAAUUCCACAAAAUACAUCGACGACAUAUGCGAGCAUGUCAGCAACAAAACCUUCUGCGUUGAAACUUUGAAAGCCUAUCCUCCGGCGGUUUCUGCCACCGGCAAGUUUGAACUAGCUAAGGCCGUGCUCCGCCUCGGCACAUCCUACGCCCUAAAAUCAGCUAGUUUCAUUGAAAAUGCGGCAAAGUAUAACCCGAACCUGAAGAAGCAGUUCAAGGCGUGUCAAGAUGCCUACUUGAGCGUUGUAAAUUCUCUCAAGAUCGUUUCCUCGGAACUCAAGGAAUCGCCGGAAACUGCAAACUAUGAUGUCAUGGUUUGUACCGACAGCACGAGCAUGGUGAAGGAUUUGGUCGGGAAUAAUACACAUGUGGCAGCCAAGAAAGUCAUGGCGAUGACAUUCAAGAUGGAGAACCUUCUUGCCAUUGCCGUUGGAGCCACCGAAGCUAUUGGUGGGUGA
Molecule: messenger RNA, 537 nt
Organism: Camelina sativa (false flax)
Lineage: Eukaryota; Viridiplantae; Streptophyta; Magnoliopsida; Brassicales; Brassicaceae
Molecular function (GO): enzyme inhibitor activity
Source: RefSeq, a predicted model, not a curated record